Vigna umbellata (rice bean) is the source of this 1463-nucleotide messenger RNA. Its product is annotated as choice-of-anchor C domain protein, putative (Protein of unknown function, DUF642). Lineage: Eukaryota; Viridiplantae; Streptophyta; Magnoliopsida; Fabales; Fabaceae. The record is from RefSeq and is a predicted model, not a curated record. Gene Ontology annotation, cellular component: plasma membrane.
CCUUGCACUUCUCAAAAAAACAGAGUGGUAGUACCCUCUACACGUAUCGGAGAGAGAAAAGAAAGAAUUUUUCUGGGCGUGCAGAUACAUGGCUCGGAGCUCCACAAGAAUGAAAUGGGUCUCCAUCUUCGCACUUCUAACCCUUUCCCACUUGCCUCUCACAACCUUCGCAGAAGAUGGGCUAGUGGCGAAUGGAGAUUUCGAGGCUACACCAUCAAAUGGGUUCCCGAACGAGGCGAUAGUGGAGGGACCCAGCGAAGUACCUAACUGGAAGUCAAACGGCACCGUUGAGCUAGUGGAGUCAGGGCAAAAACAGGGUGGGAUGAUCCUCAUCGUACCGCAGGGUAGACACGCGGUGAGGCUAGGCAAUGACGCUGAGAUCAGCCAGGAAGUAACGGUGGAGAAAGGUUCCAUUUACUCAGUCACCUUUUGUGCGGCUCGCACGUGCGCCCAGUUGGAGUCCAUCAACGUGUCGGUUGCGUCUGCAUCGCAAACCAUAGACCUCCAGACACUUUACAACGUCCAGGGUUGGAACCCUUACGCCGUUUCUUUCAACGCGGAGGAAGACACUUUUAGGUUAGUGUUUAAGAAUCCCGGAAUGGAGGAUGACCCCACUUGUGGCCCCAUCAUUGACAGCAUUGCCAUCAAAAAGCUUUUCACCCCCAAAUCACCCAAAGAAAACGCAGUGAUCAAUGGCGACUUUGAAGAGGGGCCAUGGAUGUUUACCAAUACUUCACUGGGUGUGUUGCUUCCCACAAAUUUGGAUGAAGAAACCUCCUCGCUACCCGGUUGGAUAGUGGAAUCGAACCGUGCCGUCCGCUUCAUAGAUUCCGAUCAUUACUCUGUUCCACAAGGCAGAAGAGCCGUCGAGUUGCUCUCCGGAAAGGAAGGCAUCAUUUCCCAAAUGGUUGAGACCAAACCUGACAAACCUUACAGGUUGACCUUCUCAUUGGGACAUGCUGAUGACAAAUGCAAGGAGCCUCUUGCUGUGAUGGCCUUUGCCGGUGACCAGGCUCAGAACGUUCACUACACUCCCAAUUCCAACUCUACCUUCCAAACUGCUAACCUGAAUUUCACUGCCAAGGCCGAGAGGACAAGAAUCGCCUUUUACAGCAUAUACUACAACACCAGAAGUGAUGACAUGAGUUCUCUCUGUGGGCCUGUGGUCGAUGAUGUCAGGGUCUGGUUUUCUAACUCCGACGGGCUUCGUGGGUUUUCCUUAUUCAGGCUUGGGCUUGCGGUUUUGGGUCUUGCUUUGGUUCUUGUGUAAAAGGUUUUUUCUUUUUGCUUUAUUUAUUGCAACCAUGCAGAGUGGGUUACUUUGGGUUGAGGGUGUGGGUAACGGUCCCAUUCUGCAUCUCAACAAUGUUGUAUGUGAACUGGCCUUAAGUUUAUAUGGUUUUUAUAUAGUUCAUGCUACGAAAAAUGGAAAUGUCUUCUUGGCUCUCUCAUUCGUGCUUUUA